This is a messenger RNA of Cucurbita maxima (winter squash), 1169 nucleotides long. Its product is annotated as transcription factor bHLH94-like. Gene Ontology annotation, molecular function: protein dimerization activity; DNA-binding transcription factor activity, RNA polymerase II-specific; RNA polymerase II cis-regulatory region sequence-specific DNA binding. The transcript has 3 exons. NCBI's taxonomy places the organism in Eukaryota, Viridiplantae, Streptophyta, Magnoliopsida, Cucurbitales, Cucurbitaceae. The record is from RefSeq and is a predicted model, not a curated record. Gene Ontology annotation, biological process: regulation of transcription by RNA polymerase II. The coding region runs from base 227 to 952 and encodes 241 amino acids.
AAAAUUCCAUUGAAAUAACUUGUGGGUCUCAAGAACAAGAUGGGUGUGUUUAUUAUUAUGUGUUUAUAUGUCUUUUUUCCCUUCUUUCUCUUCCUCCUUCACGUGCAAUAUUCUGUAGAUUUGUUCAUCAAAACCCUUUAAAAACCCCAUUUUUCUCAUCAUUUUCCAUCUUUUUCAAAUGGGUUUCACUUAAAAUUAGUGAUUUUGAUCCAAAAUCAAGAGAAAAAUGGCAUUAGAAGCUGUUGUUUUCUCUCAAGAUCUUUACUCCUUGUUUGCUGGAGGCCUCAGCUUUGAAUAUCCUCAAAUCCCUCAUGAUUUUCCCGAGAAACAAACAGAAAAUCCGCCAUUGGAGCUCGAAUCAAGAACACCAAACCCAGUUAAGCCAAGAAAACGACGACCCAAAUCCCGCAAGAACAAACAAGAAAUCGAGAAUCAAAGAAUGACCCACAUCGCUGUUGAACGAAAUCGAAGAAAACAGAUGAAUGAAUAUCUCUCUGUUCUUCGUUCUUUAAUGCCAGAUUCAUAUAUUCAAAGAGGAGAUCAAGCUUCAAUCGUUGGUGGAGCUAUAAAUUUCGUUAAGGAAUUAGAACAACAAGUUCAGUUUCUCUCAACAGAUUCAAGUUCUUGUUCUUCUUGUUCUUCUUCUUGUUCUUCAUCUUCUCAAACUCAGAGCUCCUCCAUUGCUGAUAUUGAAGUAACAAUGGUGGAAAAUCAUGCAAAUUUGAAAAUCAGAUCAAAAAAACGACCAAAACAGGUCUUGAAAAUUGUAGCUGGAUUGCAAGCUCUGUUCCUCUCUGUUCUUCAUCUCAAUAUCUCAACGAUGAACCAAGUUGUUCAUUACUGUCUCAGUGUUAAGGUUGAAGACGACUGCAAGCUGAGCUCUGUUGAUGAAAUUGCUUGUGCUCUACAUCAGUUGCUUAGUAGAAUCGAAGUGGAAUCUGUUAUGAACUGAUAAUUUGUGAAAUUUGGUGUUGUUUUUGGAUUAACUUUGUGUUCUAAGCUCAGUUCUUUCAAUUUUUAUGUUUAAUUUCUGAAGAAUUUGUAAAUUUAAUCAGUGGGUUUGUUCUACGAUGUUCUUGGAAGAAGGACAAAAAGCAGUUUUCUCUGCAAAUCUCCAUGAAAAAAGGAGUUUGAAUUGAAAUUUGAAGGUCUGAUUCAAAUCUGAAAAA